Molecule: messenger RNA, 6200 nt
Organism: Phragmites australis (common reed)
Lineage: Eukaryota; Viridiplantae; Streptophyta; Magnoliopsida; Poales; Poaceae
Product: protein ROS1C-like
Exons: 20
Coding region: 360-5969 (1869 amino acids)
Biological process (GO): base-excision repair
Molecular function (GO): 4 iron, 4 sulfur cluster binding; DNA N-glycosylase activity; DNA demethylase activity
Source: RefSeq, a predicted model, not a curated record
GCCCCCCCCCCCCCCCGGCUCGUCGGCCCUCUUCUGCCCCUUUCCCUUCUCCGGCGCUUCCUCCCGGCUCGCCGGCACUCUUCUUCCCCUUCCCCUUGCGGCGUCGCGUCCUCCCUGCUCCCAGGCCUGUUUGCCCCGCCUCGCACCAUUGUCAGACCCUCUCUACCUCCACCGAAGCGAAGCAACGCCACUGCCUCUGAGGAGUUUUUCUCCCGUGGCCCCCCUCCUCCGCUUCAUAUCUAUUGGACUGGAGUGUACUUGGAUCGAUUUCUUCUUUUGUUGGUUGUGGAGUCAGCAAAAGUUUACCCUAACUUGCUGGCAGCUCCUGCUGAGAACCAGGAUAAUUUGGUGGCCCGGGCAUGUCGGCAGAGAGAGGUGAUCCGAACUUCUCUGGCAAUAGGCCUCUGUUCCUGAGCGCUGGGGGUCCCAACUUAGGCUGCCAAAAUCUUGCUGGUACAGUCGCAGCAGGCGACAGCAGCCCGAUCACCUCGCCGACCUUAUCCUCUGCAUGCUCCACGUCUGUCCUGAAUACCAUGCACGAGAGUUUUGCUCCACAAGCUGCUUUGUCGAGUCCGAUGAGCCUCGCAGCUGAACACGCUGGCCCCUCCAUCCAGCCAUCCUGGAAUGUGCCUGCGGGAUGCACGCAGGUGCCUAUUAGUAUCUUAGUGUUCCAUAGGCGGCUGACGGGAAGGGGGUCGAGGCCGCAGAUGCCACUAUCCAAUAGUUGCAUGCCAGCCCCUGCCCUGCCUGGUGUUUCAGAGGAUUCUGAAGAAGGAGCUUCUAUUCAGCUUGCUGGGAGUAAUUUCUUGUUACAUGGAAGAACAUCGAACAUAGUUGCAGGUAAUAUGGCAAUGGAUCCUUCACAACAAGCCACUCCAGAUAAAUACAAGUCUGAGCAUGGACCUAUACAUCUUCGGCUGAAUGGUUUAGAUGAUGAAACAUCCAAGACUGGAAAUGUAACAGAAGCUAGCCGACUGCAAGGAUUAGCGACAAUUGAUUUUUGUGACAGCCGCAGUUAUUUGGACUCAGUAAUUCCUGCAAAUACCUUGGAAACACUGGUUCGGCAGUCUCAAGAAUCAACUGCCCCUCUUGCUGAAGGAUCCAGUGAUGACAACAUGCAUAUGUAUCAGCCGAUGCAAAAAAGGUCCAAGACACAAAUAAAUCAGAUUGAGCACACACCUUUGUCAACACCAGCUGUACUCAGGGAGAAAACACUAACUGAGAUAGAGAUGCAGAUUGCGGCUGCUGAGAAAACUGAAACAUUCAUGAAUGAGGAAACCCCAGCACGAAAACUGAAGACUCGGAGGAAAAAGCAUAGACCAAAGGUAAUCCGAGAGGACAGGCAAAACAAAGUGCAAAAAUCUGUACAUUCAACAACAGAUGGAAAAUCUCCGAAUCAGAAAGUCAAGAGAAGUUAUGUCCGGAAGAAAAGAAAUCUCAGCUCUCUGGAGAAGUGUUCUGGGCCUUUUAGUGAUCAAUCAAUCUCUGGAGGAUCAGAAAUUGCUGAUAGAAGCAGAAGUGCAUCAGUUCGAAGAAGUCUGCGAUUCGAAUCCGAGGAACAAGGAAUACAGGGAGACCAUUCAUCGACAGCCAACUCACACUGCCACAACUAUGAGAAACCUGUUCAUGGCCAAAAUUCUUUCUGCUCAGUGACUGAAUCAGAAGUGCAGAUUGGACAUGGACUGCAAGUAGAUAUGGAAAAUUCACCUGGAGGAUUAGCUUUUGGCAUGAGUCUCAAACUGAACAAAUUGUUAGAUGAGUACAUACACUUGCCAGAGGUCACACCAAAACCUACACAAGAAGUUUCAAAUGCAACUUCUGGCUCUUUUAGUUGCGAACGAGCAAGGGAACAGGAUAAUGUGGGAAGAACUCGCGAACCUGAUACCACAAGUAACCCCGGAUUGUGUAUCGAAGAAAGGGCGGGGAUGACCGUUAUAGAAGGGAACAAAAAAGAAUUGGAAUUAAACUGUUCUACAGAUGGUUUUGUUUGCUCAGCUAGGUAUUUACCUGAAAUGGACUCCACAAGAAGUCAGAUUAGUGAAGUGUCGACAGUGGAGAACCAUAGACACCUUAACGAUGGUGAGUCGUCCCUAACUGCUACACGGGACUCAAUAAUCUUGAGUACGGCAGUUGAGAUGGUAGCAUUUUGCCAAGCUGGUGGGAUUAAAAAGAAGAGAUCGGCCCGAAUCCGCAGAAAUUCCUUCGUUUCUAUUACGGAUCUUGAGAAAAACACUUUACAAGCAUCAACAAGACUGCCACCGGCAUGCACGGAUGCUCUGUAUGAAAGUUCAUACAUUAAGUUUAUGACCAAGAAACGUUCACAAAAGGCAUGGCCGCACUGUCCCAAUUCCAUUCAACCAAAUAUGGAGCUGAAAAACAGGCUAUCAGCUGGAAGCAUAUUUUAUGGUGAAUCUAAUGGAUCAAAAAUAUCAGAAGAGGCUUUUCAAAAAUCUUCACCACAGACCAUGGACAAUAAAAGAAUCAACCUUGAUAUUCAUUGCAAAGUACCGGAAGGGAGCUCAGCAAAUACAUCAACAGUACCAUAUAUGGAUUACCUUCAAGUAGUUGCAUCAAAGCUGAAACAUCUUGAUUUGAACACUGAGCAGGUGCAAACUGAGAUGCAUUUAUCUCAGACCACACCUGCUGUUAUUUCUUUUGGAGGAACAGAUUGUCUAUCAAAUGCUCUUGUCCCAUAUGGUGGUAGGGUGGUGGUUCCUUACGAGAGACCCUUGCAGUUAGUCAAAAGGCAGCGCCCUCGAGCUAAGGUUGACUUGGAUUUCGAGACAACAAGAGUUUGGAACCUUUUGAUGGGGAAAGCAGCUGAGCCUGUAGAUGGGAAUGAUGUUGAGAAGGAGAGAUGGUGGCAGCAAGAAAGAGAAGUUUUUCAAGGUCGUGCUAAUUCAUUUAUAGCACGCAUGCGACUUGUUCAAGGAGACAGGCGCUUUUCUCCUUGGAAAGGAUCUGUAGUUGACUCAGUGGUAGGAGUCUUUCUCACUCAGAACGUAGCUGAUCAUCUUUCAAGCUCUGCCUAUAUGACCCUUGCUUCAAGUUUUCCGUCACGGUCAGUCAAUAGCAAUUGUAAGGAUGAUACUACCACCCAAGACAAUGAACAAACCAUCAGCACGAGUGCACUAGGAGAAAAAAGUAUGUUUGACCUUUUUCAUGAUGGUGCCAGACCUGAUCUAGGAGUGAGUUGUGAGGAGCUAUCAAUGGUCUAUGAGAAGAUACACAUGGAACCAAAGGACAAAUCAGCAAAUGCAAGUGUUUGCAAUCACCAAGGGACUGGAAUAGAACAUAAAGCACAGCAAUUUCCAGAUUUCUCCUCGGUAGAAUUAGCUGCGUCUACAGGAGUCCUGCAACAGAUACAAUUCCAGAACGAGAUUUCAGCUUCUCAAAGUGUAAUUUCAGAAAAUCUUCAAUCAAGAUUAUCUUUGAGUUCUGGGAUACCUAGAAAUUUUGUUGUUGGUGAUUCUGCUGCAGCUUAUCAGCAGCUGGAAAGCAAUAUUGGUCAUGGAAAACCAUUAACCGGAAAUGGCGCCACAACCAGUGAGCAAUUUCCAGAUUUCUCCUCGGUAGAAUUAGCUGCGUCUACAGGAGUCCUGCAACAGAUACAAUUCCAGAACGAGAUUUCAGCCUCUCAAAGUGUAAUUUCAGAAAAUCUUCAAUCAAGAUUAUCUUUGAGUUCUGGGAUACCUAGAAAUUUUGUUGUUGGUGAUUCUGCUGCAGCUUAUCAGCAGCUGGAAAGCAAUAUUGGUCAUGGAAAACCAUUAACAGGAAAUGGCGCCACAACCAGUGAAAUUGAAUGCCAGAGUCUCAAAACAGCAGCAAUAAAUGAUGAUGGUAUCGGUAAACCUGGGAUUCCUUCUAGUUUCACAAUGCCAUUUAUCUCGAUCGUUGAUCCUCAGCAAUUGCAUUUGAGAAAUGGGCCAAAUGUUUCUUCGACAUCUCCCCGCAGUUCUUCAGGUUCUGCAUCACCGAACUUAAAAGAUGGCACAAUCGAGAAGAAAAAUCCUGAUUUCAUGCCAUUUGAUUCUCAUGUGGCAGAAAUGAAUGGUAAUAAGACUUCUGGCGCCACUCUGAACUCUCCAAAAAAAAGCACAGAGCUUCCUGUAAAGUUACACCAUGACAAAAGGACUACUUUCGAAGCAUCAGACUUGCAGGAGCAUGAAUCACUCUUUGUCACUGGUGAAAUGACAGCAGAAGCAACAAGAAAACAAGAUGAAUGUACUUUGAAAUCUGGUUUUACUUCCUAUAAUGGAGUACCAGAUACAGCAGCACAAGCAUCAAGGCCAAAGAAAAGAAGAACCACGAGUAAAAAGAAUACUGAGAAUUUUGACUGGGAUACAUUGCGAAGAUGGUCUUGUUGUGAAGGCAACAUGAAAGAAAGAAGUUUUGAAAGAAAAGACUCUGUAGAUUGGGAAGCAGUAAGGUGCGCAGACGUGCAAAGAAUUUCUCAUGCCAUUCGGGAAAGGGGAAUGAAUAAUGUUCUAGCAGAGCGAAUCCAGAGUUUCCUGAACCGUUUGGUCAGAGAUCAUGGGAGCAUUGAUCUUGAGUGGUUAAGAGAUAUUCCCCCAGACUCAGCAAAGGAUUACCUGCUAAGUAUACGUGGACUGGGGCUUAAAAGUGUUGAGUGUGUUCGUCUUCUCACACUACAUCAUCUUGCCUUCCCAGUUGACACUAAUGUUGGCCGCAUAUGUGUAAGACUGGGAUGGGUGCCCAUUCAACCCCUUCCUGAAUCUCUACAGUUACAUCUCCUGGAGCUAUAUCCUGUCUUGGAGACUAUACAAAAGUACCUCUGGCCUCGUCUGUGUAAACUUGAUCAACAAACACUGUAUGAGCUACAUUAUCAAAUGAUUACUUUUGGAAAGGUCUUUUGUACGAAAAGCAAGCCAAAUUGCAAUGCAUGCCCGAUGAGGAGUGAGUGCAAGCAUUUUGCAAGUGCCUUUGCAAAUGCAAGGCUUGCACUUCCUGCUCCUCAGGAGAAAUGCUUAGUGAAGUCAAGCAACCAAUUUGCUUUCCCAAAUAGCAGCAUGCACAAUCCGAAUUCAACUGAUCUGCCUCGCCUUGAGGGGAGUAUCCAUGCAAGGGAUUUUCUUCCUAUGAACUCAGAGCCAAUAAUCGAGGAGCCAGCAAGUCCAAGAGAGGAAGAAUGUCCAGAAACAAUGGGAAAUGAUAUUGAAGAUUUUUAUGAAGACGGUGAAAUCCCAACAAUAAGGCUUAACAUGGAAGCUUUUGCACAGAACUUGGAAAAUUGCAUUAAAGAAAGCAAUACGGAACUCCAUUCUGAUGAUAUUGCAAAAGCAUUGGUUGCUAUUAGCACUGAAGCAGCUUCAAUUCCUGUACCUAAACUAAAGAAUGUGCAUAGGCUUCGAACAGAACACUAUGUAUACGAACUUCCAGAUUCACAUCCUCUUAUACAGCAGCUAGGACUUGACCAACGGGAACCUGAUGAUCCAAGUCCGUACUUAUUGGCCAUAUGGACACCAGGUGAAAUAAAGGAAAUAAGCAAGGCACCAAAACCAUGCUGUGACUUUCAAAUGGAAAGCGGCUUAUGCAAUAAUGAGAUGUGUCACAAUUGUAUUGCGGAACAAGAAAACCAAUCUAGAUAUGUCAGAGGCACAAUCCUGGUUCCUUGUCGAACAGCUAUGAGGGGCAGCUUCCCACUUAAUGGCACCUAUUUUCAAGUUAAUGAGGUAUUUGCUGACCACGAAUCCAGCCACAACCCCAUACAUGUCGAAAGGAAGCAGUUAUGGAACUUACAAAGGCGCAUGGUCUUCUUUGGGACUUCAGUACCUACCAUAUUCAAAGGUCUAACAACAGAAGAAAUACAACAGUGCUUCUGGAGAGGGUUUGUCUGCGUGCGAGGAUUCGACAUGGAAACUAGGGCACCAAGGCCUCUGUGCCCCCAUUUGCACGUUGUAGCAAGGCCAAGAUCCCGCAAGACAGCAGCAACUGAGCAAGUCCUUUGAUUCAACAAAGAUAUCAAUUUUUAUAAACAUUAUGUUUAUGGUGAUAUCAUAAGCUCUCGAUCUGCGAAUGGGUCAUAUUAUUUCCUGCCGUACGAGAGCCAUUCUUAGAGGCAAUAAACCAUGAAGUUGGAAACUGUUAAUUCUCAUAUGUGAGAACUAAUUAGGCAUAAGAAAGGACCAAAUUGUUUUCGUAUGCACCGCUGGUGCGAGUUAUAUGUAAAUCAUCAUCUA